Molecule: messenger RNA, 6510 nt
Organism: Cercocebus atys (sooty mangabey)
Lineage: Eukaryota; Metazoa; Chordata; Mammalia; Primates; Cercopithecidae
Exons: 2
Coding region: 236-655 (139 amino acids)
Biological process (GO): cell surface receptor signaling pathway
Cellular component (GO): plasma membrane
Source: RefSeq, a predicted model, not a curated record
ACCCGCCUCUGCCUCCCAAAGUGCUGGAAUUACAGGCGUGAGCCACUGAGCCUGACUUGUAUAGUUCUUUGAUAGGCAGAGAGAUGGAUGUAACACUGGUCAUGGGCAAAGAUUACCACCAGGGGGCAGACUAGAGCAUCCUUGAGAUUCUGUGAUCAGUCACCCCUCCUCGCUGGUGAAUGGAGACGUGGUCACAACUCUCCCCGGAGAAAGUGGUGUGGUGCCAUCACCGAAGAUGCUGUUGCUUCUGCUGCUUCUGGGGACAGCAGGCUCCGGGCUUGCUGCUGUCGUCUCUCAAUAUCCGAGCAGGUUUAUCUGUAAGAGAGGAACCUCUGUGAAGAUCGAGUGCCGUUGCCUGGACUUUCAGGCCACAACUAUGUUUUGGUAUCGUCAGUUCCAGAAACAGAGCCUCAUACUCAUGGCAACUUCCAAUGGGGGCUCCGAUGUCACAUACGAGCAAGGCGUCAAGCAGGACAAGUUUCCCAUCAACCAUCCAAACCUGACCUUCUCCACUCUGACAGUGACCAAUGCGCAUCCUGAAGACAGCAGCUUCUACAUCUGCAGUGCUAGAGACACAGCACCAGGAAGGGAUCAGAGACCACGGCAAGAACCCCCUGCAGCUGGGCCUCUGCCCCAGCGGGCCCCUGAGUGCUGAGAGCAGAGGCGUGGAGAUGGAAAACCACAGCUUUCCUGACUGAGACAUCUGGGUGUGUAUGUAGGGGGUGUGUGUGUGACAUCUGGGUGCGUGUGUAUAGGGGGUGGGGUGGGGUGGGGGGAGAGAAAGAAAAGAAGCCCUGUGAGUGUGGAGAGUAGAGGAGCUGUAGUGUUUGAGACCCAUGAAAUGGCCAUAGAGUUGGGCCUAAAGUGGUCAGUGGACGUGGAAGCUUCCCUGAAAAUUAUAAAACCUGGAAUUUUGCCCUGACUCUGCCACAUUAGUCGUGUGCUCUUGAAUAGAUCUACACACAAUCCUAGAGGUAGAUAUGAAGACAGUUGUAUAAUCACUGUGUGUUUCCUAUAAUAAACUUCAGCGAUUGGCUUUCUUGUCAUCAUGCUGGGCUCUCAAGACAAAGAUAACCAAGAGGCAGCCAAGUAGACAGUUAUGCAUGAGUACGUUACCUUAGGGGAGGACGGCAACAGCAUUGAAUAGCACCCACUUCAAAUUUGUGUUCAGUCCUCCUUGGACCAGGACCACCAAAAUAAAAUCCUAUCACAUUUCCUGUAAAUGUUGAAUGCCAUCAUGUUCUCCAUGUUGUUUCGGUUGAUGAAUGAACAGAGUAAGACUCAGUACAAAGGAAGGAGAGCACCCUCUAUGCCUAGGUACACACGAUAUGGAAUGUAUCCCUAGGGAAGGUGCUGGUGUGCUGGCUUCUGGGAAAGGUGUCAAGGGGAAGAGCGGGCAGAGGUACCUAGAAGGAAGAUCUCAGACAACAUGGCUUGUCUACAGAGUUGGAAAGUUCUGCCAGUAGCUAGAAGACAGUAAGUGGAACAGUGAAAAUCCUUCCCUAGGAGAAACCAAAUAUUUACAUUGACCACAAAUCUGUAUGAGCCAAUAGAAAAUGAGCAAAACAUGAUCAUACAUUUAAUAGAAGAAACCUGUAUGACCAAUAAACAUAUAGAGAUAUUUUACUGCAUUGAUGAUCAGGAUAAUAUGAAGCAAGACAUAGUGAUACAUAGCCUUAUAUCCACUUGAUUAGCAAAAUAUAAAAAGUUUAGAAAUAUAAAAUGUUAGCGAGGGUAUGGAUUCAUAGGAUUACUUAUAAAUUACUGAUGGGAGCAUAAGUACUAUAAACCAUUUGGAAACAGUUCAGCAUCAUCUCAUAGUUGAAGAUUUCUAUGUCCCAUGACUCAGCAAUUCCACUCCUAGAUUUACAUCAGGAGAGGCUCUUGCAUACAUGACUCAGCAAUUCCACUCCUAGAUUUACAUCAGGAGAAGCUCUUGCAUACACAUAUCAGAAGAUAUAAAUACAAAAGUGUUCUUAACAGCACCAAACAGUAGAAAAACAUGGCACCAAGCCACACAUGCACCGAGAAGAGUGAAUGAAUAAACUGUGGCAUAUUCAUAUGAGUCAAAAUGAAUGAACUAUAGUGAAGAGCAAGGUUAUAGGUGAAUCUUAGCAAUAUAAUAGCAAAUGCAAAAACUAAGUCUAAUGAGACUAUACAAAGCCUAAUGUGCUUUGCAUAAAGCUAAAAACAAAUAAGUCAAGGAAAUAAUUUUCAGGAAUAAAAUAUGUUAGGUCAACUUUUAUUGAAAGGAAAGCAAAGACCAGUCGUAUGCUAGAGCCUACCUUAUCAGCUCAUGGGAGCUGACUGUAUACAUUUUUCCCAACUCCAGUUUUAGUGACAUCAUUUUGUUAGCUUGAAACUGGCAAUAGUGAGGGUAUUUACACUAUAGAAAUCAGCAAACACAAUAAAUUACAGUUUUGCUUUAUUUUCCUCCAGAGAGUUAGUUGUCAACCCUUUACCAACACACUACUGGCAGGGAAUAAUAGUGACCCAAGUUCAGGAUUUUUAUAAGGCUGGGGCAUGGCAGGAGAUAGAAUGAGAGAGAACUACAUAGCUAUACAUUUAAAUAUUGUCAAGGUCUGUCUUGCAUAAUGUUGAGGAGGAGAUGUUUUACAAGUUCCUAUUAUAUUUUUACAUAAAUAAAUAAUUACUCAUUGAGAAGCAAUGCCUAUGUGUUAUCCUUAACCACAGGUUAAGAUAAAUAAAAUUGUAUGCAUAUAGAAUCAAAAAGAAGAGAUAAAUGAAUAGAUUAGAGUUCUUACAAGAAAAGGAUCAAGAGCAUUUUAUAGUCAAAACCAGGAGUGAAAUAGCAGUGGCUCAACUGCUACCAUCCUCAUACAGACAUCGGCUGCUGAAUUAAUCACGGCGGACAACCUGCUACCCAAUAGACCUGGACCCUUGUCAACCCCUUUGCAACAGACAGGAAGGGUUUAGACACUAAGGGUGAACGUGAAAACAUGGAGAUGACACCUGGCCCGUGACCAAGGUGGAACUGACUGGAAUAAGAUGGGAGCCAAGUCUGCAGUGCACACGCUGCUGUUUUUCAUCUCCGCUAUGACCAUGUGUUGCUGGUGGUUAAAUACCCUACCUGGGUUCAGUCACCUUAGACUGUGCCAUUGUCACUGAACUCACGGACCCAUUUCAGUUGUAGCCUUUUACUCUGUUAGUGUUUUCAGCCUGGAGAACAGAGCUAGUAAAAUACUUUAAAAAUAUUCCACUGCUCACUAAUGGCAUGGAAAAGACAAGAGCUUUUAAGGCUCUGGCAUGAAACACGGAGACAGUGGUUACAUUCCUAUUUCAUGCAGUCACUAUUUCCCUCUGCAUUAAGCUGAGGAGUGUAGUGUUUCAGUGACAUUUAGCAUGGAACAGUGCUGGGUUCAGACCUGCCUUUCCCAAACCAGCUAUCAAGGACACAGCCUACUGCCUACCUACAUUACCUUAGGAAAGAAGACAACAGCGUUGAACAGCAUUCAGUCCAAAUUUGUGUUCUGUCUUCCUUGGACAAGAACCAACAAAAUAAAAUCCUAUCACAUUUCCUGUAAAUUUUGAAUGCCAUACAUUUUUGAUGAGCAAUUAUUUUUGAAGUGUUGGACUUCCUGUUCUGAUUUAAUAUUCUACUCUCUGGGCUUUGUUGUAUUUGAAAUCAAGUUCACCUUUCAGAGGCAGUGAUGGGUGAGGUAAGAGACAGACUCUUACAUCCUCCUGCCCGAUACACACAUACACACACACACACACACACACACACACACGGAAGCACUGUGUUCCCCAGUAAUGGAGAAGCCAUGGGGAGAAUUUCAGAGGUUUCAAGGGAGCUAGGGUUUUCUAAUUCCUCUAUAUCCUUGGAUAUCCCCUUUCUUAAAGUCAAAAACAAUCUCUGGAGCUGGUUUCCAGGAGUCUGAACCCAUUUGCUACAGUACAUGUAUCAUCUCAGGUGUCCAAAGGUGAAUGUUUGACUAGCUACUUCACAACUUCAUACCACUGCUGCUGUUUUACCAUUCUGGAAUGUGGAAAGCAGCAUGACUCCUAUUAACUGACCAGUAGUCAAUUUCAACUACCCAUAAAUAUGUGAGAGUCUUUUAUCUGUAAUCUCCUAUCUGGUGCCAUUUUUGAAAAGCAGUUAAGACUCUUUUAUUCUAAAAAAUGAACUAUGUCUCACUUCUUGAAAGUAAUUAUUGAUGAAAUGCUCCAUGGAGAGUCUGAAGCCCCUGAUAUUGCAUAUUUAAUGGUUAUCUGCCUUUUAAUAAAAGGUAUGGGGAGAAAUUUUAAAUAUUAUUCCUAAAUACCUUACAUCAAGAUGAGCUAGAGUUAAUUAAGUGGGACGAGAGAUAAUGAGUUCAAGGGCAUUUAAGUAAGAUUAAAGAACCAGUGCAAAUGUUUUAAUCAGGAAAUAAAUUGGUGUGUUUAAUGACAGGAAAGAAGUCAGCAGCGUGGCAGCAGCAGGGGGAGGAGGUGGUUGAGUACAGAGCAAAAUUGAAGAAGGCAGGAAGGCAUCAGACCACUCACAACCCUACUGGUCAAGGUAAACGAUACAGAAUCCAACAUAAAGCUUAACAGGAGACAUUGAGGUUUUGAACCUUUGACUUCUGUAGUAAUCAGAUUCGUGGCUGUGUGUGUAUCUGUGUAUUUAAUCACCCUGGUCACAAAGUGAAGAAAUAAUGGACCGUGCAGGGAAGGCAAAAUGUUACCUCUACCCUCUUCGGGUUUUUCGGCUGGGCCUGAGAACGGAACAGAUUAACAGGAGAAAAGAGAACGGAACAGAUUAACAGGAGAAAAGCAAACACAUGUAUUUAAUGUAAGUUUUACAUUACAUGAAAGCCCCCACAAUUACAGGAAGACCUGAAUAUGCAGUUAGAGUUGAACACUCAUAUACUGAAUUGGGCAAAGAGUCAUACACUGUUAAAAGGUGAAAAAGUAAAGGGGCUUCGGCUAGGGUUGCUGGUGGAAUGGCAAAGUGACGAGGAAGGUGAGGGUUAGUUUAACAAGCUUUUUUGGUACAGAUUCCUUGUCCUCAACAUCAUCCCGUUCUAUCUUCGAUGUUACGAUGCUACAAUUCUUUCUUCCUGGUAUAGAUAAGACAUUUUUUUAUAUGGGAGGCUUAUUCCGUUUUUCAAGAAGAAAAGGAGAAGGGUCAGAAUACUCCUCUUAUACCUGCUAUUGUCUAAAGACAUUAAAGGCAUUAAAACACCUCUUGCUCAAAAUAAUCCUUAUGCCAAAGUGGCAUGUUUUGGGCAGAGGGUUGAGGGGCUUAUGCUGCCACCCUCCAGCAGUGUGGACAGAGUUGAUGUGGAGGGAAAAUGUUAGCUCAGACAAGCAGUAGUUUAGCUUGGAUAAUGAUGAUGGUGUUAGAAAUAUGGGGAAAAUGAGACAUUUAAAAGGAAGUAAAUCAAAAGACUUGGCAAUUGGUUAGACAUGAGCAGCAACAUGCAGCGGGUGGGGGGUGAUGAUUAAGAGACUGCUACAGACAGACAAAUAAGGAGGACCAAAUGGGAAGAAGAUCAAGAUUUACCUUGAGAUUGGGAGUGCCUUUGAGACAGUGAUCUAACCAGGAAUAUGCAGAGAGCAGUUGGAUGUACAAUCAUGGACUCAGAAAAUGGAUCUGGAUAAGAAGUAUACCUUUGGGACAUUUAGCCUCACUGGAAGAAUGAAAGUGCCUCCAACCCCUUGAUAUAGAGUUUACAAUGAAAAGAGCAGAGAACAUAGGAUAGAGAUUUAGGGAGCACACCUGCCUUGGGGGACUAUAAAAGGUUGAGGGAGGCAAAAUGCACUGAUAAACCACCAUGGGCAUUAACCACCAUCUUUAUUAUUAACUAGACUAAUGGCUGAGUCAUGGUGUCAGUAAUCACUAGUAACAAUGCUGUGGAGUAUGUGGCAGGUACCACACCAAGCGCUGCUUUUUUCUUAAUUCCACUUUAAUGCUUGGGAUGCCUCCUUGCUGCCUCGCUGCGGGGCGGGCCACUCCCGACUCAUGCAGGCUGAGGCAGACCUCAGCGGGCAUCGGAUGAAUUUGUUCCUUUGACCACUAGAGGGUGAUGUGGAUCUUUCUAUAAAAUAUCUGCCACUCAUCCAGUGUGGACUCGGAGCUUCACCAGAUAUUUCAGAUGAUAUGCUUAGGUGCUGAUUGACCGAAAAAAUUGCAGAUAUCCUGGGAGGCCAAUUGGUCUUUAAAAAUGGCAGGAUCUAAUCUUAACAUUUUGUAAAACCCUUAGCGUUUACCCAUAUCUGGCACCUGUAGUCAUGUGAUUUCUACAUAAUUGAUAAACACAUAAAUGAAUAAUGCCGUGGUUUCUAUUCAACAUUGUGCUGAAUUUGCAACCAGUGAAACAAGGGGAAAAAGUUGAAAAUGAGAAAGGAAAGAAAAAUAAGUAAGUAUUGGAGCAUGACAAGCUUAGUUAUAGAGAUUCAAAAGGGUCUAAAGAAGCAAUGCAUUAUCAAUAACAAAAUGUAGUAACUUUACUGAAUUUAACAUAAAUAUAAAACAUUAUUUUAUUUUCACAUACUAGAAGCAGU